AUGUUUCCGUACCUGGCGCCAGUAGCGCAGCAGGUGCUUGGAAACCAGGCGGGUGCCGCGCAGGUAGAGCGCGACUUCAGUAGUUGCGCUAAUCUCCUCACGCGCAACAGGAGCCGCAUCGACACCUACUGGGUAGAGAUGGUGAUGUUCCUCCACGUCAACUACAAGCGUAUCCCCGCGUUCAAGGACAUUCCCAUGAUUGCCGCCAAGGAUAUCAGGACAUGUCUGCCGCCACGGUUCAACGGGGGGGAUGCUGACCUGGCCGCCGCUGAGGCUGCCUUCGACGUGAUUGAGAACACCAACAACUCGGACAUCGGCGUGUGAAAGUCGCGAGCGUUUCAUAAGUAGCCUCUUUCUUUGACUCCGUAAGAAGGACGUAGCAGUCAAAGUAGGUUGAGUCGGAGUCGCAUGGGAAGGCUAAGGCUUCUGCUCUUGGUGUUGUGUUACCGAACAGUUUCGCGAUCGUAAACUAAGUACUGCGCGGCUACGGCAGUUGAUUUGAUUUGAACGAUAGACUAAUUUCAGUGCUGGGUACGAUUUCUAUUUUGUUCAAUGCUAUAGCGCCCUUGCCUCUCUUCCUGUACCUUCGUCGUAAACACGCACGUCGUCAAACUCGUCAUGUUCUGUAGGGUAAUUCACGGGUACCGCGUAAUUACCGGGGGCUCUUCUGUACACACAGAGUUCUGUAACACCCCCUGUACCCUACAGAAUAUCUCUGUGCCGCCCCCUGUAUCCUACAGAAUAGUUCUGUAACACCCUCGCACAAUACAGAAUAGUUCUGUGAGUUCUGUGACACCCCCGGUACCCUA
Molecule: messenger RNA, 809 nt
Organism: Ectocarpus sp. CCAP 1310/34
Lineage: Eukaryota; Phaeophyceae; Ectocarpales; Ectocarpaceae
Source: the annotation of a GenBank genome assembly